CGGCGGUCUGCAUGGCAGUGGGGAAGACAAACACAAACGGAACAUUGGAGAAACCAACGGCAUGGCGGCGGCUGGAGCAGGACGGUUGUCUCGAGUGUUCAUUGGAUGUCAUAAGCACACGUUAAUAGGCGGUUACAGCAAUACUGGCAUAUCAUCCUUAUCGAAGAAACAUCUUGCAGUCAGACAAUUUGCUGCAGUGAAUACUAGAGCUGUCAAAACAGAAAAGAAAGAACCAAAGGAGGAAAACCUGAAACCUAAAAGUAAGAGCAAAACAGACUUAAAUAGACAUAAACCAUAUGGUCUGACAGCUUGGGAGCCAGUUGAUGAUGUCUACCGGAUCCAGUAUUAUCCAAAGAAAGUGCAUGAUAUUGAAACUGCAAUUGACAUGCUGAAGAAGUUUCAGCAGUUAGACUUUACUUACCCACGACAACCUGUUUAUAUUGAUCUGCGGCUUGACAUGAAGCUGGAAAAGAAGAAAAAAGUGGACCCAUUUGUCAGCAUCGUGCAUUUGCCUUAUGCUUUUACAACAAUGGUCAGCAAAGUGCUGGUAUUCACAGAAAAUCCAGAAGAAGCUGCUGUGGCACAGAAACAUGGAGCAGAUAUUGUGGGUGGAACAGACCUCAUUCAGAAAAUCAUGGAUGAUGAAAUUCAAGCAGAUUUCUAUGUGUCUGUUCCUGACAUGGUAUCAAAACUCAUGCCUCUCAAGAACAAGCUAAGGAAGAAGUUUCCCAAAAGCAAACGGGGCUCUGUUGGACUAAAUAUCCCUGAAAUGAUAGAAAUAUUUAAAACUGGCCAUGAAUACCUGGUGGAGCGUGACUGUUACAUUCUAACUAAAGUUGGGACGGUGGAUAUGCCCAGGGACCACAUUGUUGCUAAUGUUGCCACAAUUAUCAAGGAUAUUUGUACGCACAGACCAGUGGAAUUUGGGCCAUUUGUAGAACGAGCCAUUAUUUGCAGUGCAACCAGUGAGUCUUUACUGUUCAAAGUAGAACCUUUCCUUCCUCAAGUGACGACAGAAGAUAAUGAAGAGAAUGAAAAUGUCAAUAAUUAACUAUAUUGUAUUAUUAAGUAUAGAUGAUCUGCUAAUUGCUGUUGUAUGUCCAUUUGGCAGAUUGUGAUGCAAUAAAAGCUUUGAUUCAUGUGA
Messenger RNA from Hemiscyllium ocellatum (epaulette shark), 1144 nucleotides. It is a transcript of the gene mrpl1, whose product is annotated as mitochondrial ribosomal protein L1. The coding region runs from base 62 to 1051 and encodes 329 amino acids. Lineage: Eukaryota; Metazoa; Chordata; Chondrichthyes; Orectolobiformes; Hemiscylliidae. The record is from RefSeq and is a predicted model, not a curated record. The transcript has 9 exons.